Messenger RNA from Auxenochlorella protothecoides, 2502 nucleotides. RefSeq names its product Dual specificity protein phosphatase 12. The record is from RefSeq and is a predicted model, not a curated record. Gene Ontology annotation, cellular component: Golgi membrane. Gene Ontology annotation, molecular function: protein tyrosine/serine/threonine phosphatase activity; pyrimidine nucleotide-sugar transmembrane transporter activity. Gene Ontology annotation, biological process: pyrimidine nucleotide-sugar transmembrane transport; protein dephosphorylation. Bases 1 to 2502 code for a protein of 833 amino acids. Lineage: Eukaryota; Viridiplantae; Chlorophyta; Trebouxiophyceae; Chlorellales; Chlorellaceae. The transcript is spliced from 12 exons.
AUGGUGCUGCUCAUCGCCCAGUCCACGGCCCUGUCCAUCAUGCUGCGCCUCUCCCGGGUCAAGAGCGGCACGCCGUACCUGGCCUCUGUCUCCGUGGUGCUGACGGAGGGGCUGAAGCUGGCGCUGUGCACGGGGGCGGUGCUGGCCUCCGCGCACAGCAGGCGGCAGCACCUCGGGACGGCGCUGGCCUCCACCCUCCGCAACGGGCUCCCCAUGGCCGUGCCGGCUUGCUGUUUCGUUAUGCAACAGCUGCUGCUGGUGUACGCCGCCUCGCGGCUGGACGCCGUGUCCUUCCAGGUCUUCAACCAGAGCUUCAAGCUAGUGCCCACCGCAGCCCUGGCCUGGCUGCUGCUGGGCCAGCGCCUGCGUCCCGCACAGUGGGCCUCCAUCCCCGCCCUGGCCGCGGGUGUGGUGCUGGUCACGCUGACCCGGGGCGCAGCCGAUGCGACCCCGGCGGAGCGCCCCCCCGGCGCGGCGCGCGCCGAGUGGGUGGCGGGGAGCCUGGCCUGCGCCGCCUCGGGGCUCAGCUCCGCCUACGCGGGCGUGCACUUUGAGAAGCACCUCAAGGGCGGGCGCGGCGCGGCGCUGACGUGGCCAAGCUACUGGUUCCUGCUGGGUGUCGGCCUCAUCCUGCUGUCUGUCUCCCUCUACUCUGGCGUGCUGGACACCCUCAGCCAGGGGACCAUGCUGGCCACCCUUGCACAGAUCACCCCAGGGGUGUGGGUGGGAGGCGCUGGCAGCAUCAAGGACAUCGAUGCCCUGGGCAUCUCCCAUGUGGUGACCGCUCUGAACGGUGCACAAGAUGACCUGGGCCUGGUCCCCAGCCGCUGCCUGUGGCUGGACUUGGAGGAUUCCCCCACAGCAAAUCUGUUGGUCCUCCUCCCCGACGCCACCGCCUUCAUCCAGGGGGCGGUGCAGGGGGGCGGGAGUGUGCUCGUGCGCUGCGCCCAAGGCGUCUCUCGCAGUGCCGCGAUCGCGGUGGCCCACCUGAUGGCCAGCGCCGGCCUGGACGACGCGGCGGCGCUGGAGGCCGUGCGACACGCGCACCCGGCCGCGCAGCCCAACCCCGGCUUCCUGGAGCAGCUGGCGCUGUUCGGCCUCAUGGGCUGCCGGCUCGACCCCGGCAACGCGGGAUUCAGGGAGUUCCGGGCCUACCAGGCCGCGCUGGCCUUCGCCGAGACCGGGGCGCUGGACUGCGCGGGCCUGGCCGACGUCGAUUCGGGCGCCUCACUGGGCGCGGGCGGCGGCGCUACGGCCGAGCCCUCGCUCUGGGUGGAGCCGCUGGCGUGGAUGGAGCCUGCGCUGCGGGACGGCGCGACGCAGGGCAAGCUGUACUGCCCGCGCUGUGGCAGCCGCUUGGGCACCUACAACUGGGCAGGGAUGCAGAGCGCCUCGGGGCGGUGGGUGGUCCCCGCUUUCCAGCUGCACCGCUCCAGGAUCGACACUGAGGCGCCCCUGGCCCGGGAGCGGGCGGCGCCCAUCGCCCGCGCCGUCCCGCGCCUGCUGGCCCGGAGGCAGCCUGUGGUGGGCGGGGCCAGACAAGAAGGGAACGAGGCCGCUGAUGCCGGCGGAGGUGCUGGGGUGAACACAGGCGACGGCGGGGAUGCCGGCCCUGGCGCUGCCACGGAUGCAAUUCCUGGCCCGGCGCAGGCAUCGGCUGGUGCCAGCGGCGAUGGUGAGAGCACCGGCGCGGCCGACACGGCCGCUGCGCUGGAAGGCGGGCUGGGGACCGGGGUCAGGCCCACACCAGCCGGCGGGGCGACGGCGGCAAUCGGCCCGCCCGCAUCUCUGCCGUCCUUUCCUGCCUUCACGCAUCUGAUCCUGGACUGCGACGGGGUCAUGGUGGACUCGGAGCGGCCCAGCUGCGAGUCCCUCCGGCUGGCGGUGAAGCAGGUGACGGGGAUCGACGUGCCCCACUCGUUUCCAGAGGACUACUUCCCCGUCUUUGGCAUGGACCUGCGCACCUGCCUGGAGUACUACCACGCCACCUACCCGGCCAUUGGGAACCAGGGAGUCUCCGUGGACGAUUGGUACCCGGCCCUCAGCGUGGCCAAGGAGGACCUUUUUAACUCCCUCACCGCCGGCGGCAUCGCCGCCUUCCCCGGGAUCAAGGAGCUGAUCGCCGCCGCGCGGGGGGCGGGCUUGGGCGUGGCCAUCGCCUCGUCGGGCAGCCCGGGCAAGAUCGCGCGGAAUCUCCAGUCCUCCGGCCUGGCCGGCCUGGUGCCGGAGGAGCUGACGGUGAGCGCGGCCUACGUGGCGAGGGGCAAGCCGGCCCCAGACGUCUACCUGGAGGCGCUGCGUCGCCUGGGCUGCGCCGACGCCAGCCGGGCCCUGGUGAUCGAGGACGCAGUGAACGGGUGCCGGGCGGCCAGGGCCGCAGGCUGCUUUGUCGUGGGGGUGACUAAUACCCUGCCCCGCGCCAUGAUGGCGCCGGCGGCCGAUCUGGUGGUGGACCAUGUGUCUGAGCUGGAGGGGGUGCUUGUGCCAGCAAAGAGGGCCUGA